AUGGAGCGGUGGCGUACGUAUAGUUUAGAGUACUCUGACUUGCCGACGAUGGUAGCUAAUGUCGCCGAUCUGCUGAAGCACAUGGGGUUGAACAUCGACGGUAAAGUACGUGUGAUCCCCAUAUUAUCGGUGAUAUGGACGGUGAUAAGCGCGCUGCUGUACCUGUACGUGUACACGUUCUCGAUCCUGUGGCACGUGUGCUGGCGCGGCACCGGCGACACCGUCGCGGACGCCGUGCUGCUGUCGCUGGCCUGCGCCAGCAUGACUGGCCUUCUGAAGCUCUUCUUCCUGCACUUCACCAGAAAACGCUUACAGAAUACAAUAAUAAGCUAUUUAAAGUUCGACGAGCGCCUUUGUGGCGAGAGCAGGAUGUACCGGCGGCUGGUGAAGAAUCUGCGCGUGAUCAAAAAGCGAGGCUCGACAAUAUGGAUUGUGCUCGUUGUCAACGGCAUUUUCUACUGUUCUAUGCCGCUUUUGCUGCCAGGGAGACAUUUGAUGGAGGAUAUGCAUGUGAUCUAUGGCCUGGAACCCAUGUUCGAAACUCCAAACUACGAGAUAGCUCACAUCCUAUCUUGGAUCACUGUUAUGCUGGUCGUGUACUGCUCCGGGGGCAUCGACGUGCUCCUGAUCACCCUCUCGGGCUACGUGGAGGCGCAGAUGAUCACCCUCAGCGACGAGAUGCUAGAUCUCUGGCCGGACGCGCAAGCGCUGACCUUCGAGGACGGUCAGGAUGAACACAAACUAAGGGACCUGUACAUUCAACAGCAACUGGAGUAUAUCGUCCAAGCACACGUCGCCAACUUAGCUCUCCUGCGGCUGACUGAAGGCAUUUUCAUCAACGCCAUCGCCGUAGAAUUUUGUUUACUAGGCGUGGCCAUGAUCGCAGAGUUGCUCGGUGGAAUAGAGAACACGUAUAUUCAAAUACCUUUCGCUUUCAGUCAGGUAUCGAUGGACUGUUUCAUUGGACAGCGCCUCUUGGAAGCGAGUGAAAGGUUUAGUGAGGCGGUGUACGAUUGUAAGUGGGAAAAUUUUAAUGCAUCCAAUAUGAAAACGGUGCUGAUGAUUUUGAAAAAUUCUCGGACGAUGGUAAUUUCGGCGGGGGGUGUCGCGGAGCUGCGGUACACCAGCUUGAUGGCCAUCAUCAAGUCCAUAUACUCGGCCUACAUGGCUCUGCAGUCUACGGUUGACUAAACAUUUUAACUUUUUAAAUUAA
This is a messenger RNA of Cydia strobilella, 1213 nucleotides long. RefSeq names its product odorant receptor 2a-like. NCBI's taxonomy places the organism in Eukaryota, Metazoa, Arthropoda, Insecta, Lepidoptera, Tortricidae. Bases 1 to 1191 code for a protein of 396 amino acids. The transcript is spliced from 5 exons. Gene Ontology annotation, biological process: sensory perception of smell; detection of chemical stimulus involved in sensory perception of smell. Gene Ontology annotation, cellular component: plasma membrane. The record is from RefSeq and is a predicted model, not a curated record. Gene Ontology annotation, molecular function: odorant binding; olfactory receptor activity.